UAGAGGGGCCGAGGGUGGGUGUGGACAUCGUCCCUAGCGCAGUUCACCUGCAGGCUGCACUCAGUCGACACAGACGCCCCAGACGCUCCUUCUUCAUCAUCAGUGGGUUCCAGUUCCUCUCCCUCUCUCUCUUUCUCUCUCUCUCCCUCACUCCCCCUAUCUGUGCCACGUGCUCGAGUGGCGGCGGUGUGUUCUCAUUCGCGUCAAGAUCGCCUCCGUCGGGAGACUAUUUCUCCGGUGGUUUCUUGCAGAAAGGAAGAGGACCCACAACGUUUCCUUAGAAGGGAGAGAAGGCAGACGACGAAGCCCUUGAAUGAGCCUGUCGAAGUCCCCGAAGGAGUAGAGGCGAGGCGACUGCCCCAGGGAGAACGCAAAAUUCCGGGAGACGGCGACAAAAAGAGGAAGCGUGGACAAGGAUGAGAGCGCAAAAGGUGUGGCUGUGCCUGGUCGUUCUCCUGAUGGUGAUGUCGACGUGCUCCGCGGCCAAGAAGGGCGGCAGGAGGACGAAGGGAGGAAGGACAAACAUGAAGGACAAGGGCGCCAUCACCAGGUUCAAGACGCCCGAAAGCCAGGCUUAUUAUGACCACGACGACGGUGCCAAAAUCACAUUAUGGUCCCACUUCGAGUCGGAAUAUAUUCUGGGAAGGAAGAUCGUGUUCAUGUGCGUGGCCGAAGGGACUCCAAGACCGACCAUCACUUGGUUCAAGGACGGAAUCGAACUCUACGCCCACUCGUUCUUCCAGGUACACGAAUGGAAAGACGACGAACGUUCCAUCAAGAGCAAGAUGGAGAUCGACCCUGCAACCCAGAUGGACGCCGGAUACUACGAGUGCCAAGCGGACAACAAAUACGCGGUCGACGUGCACGGCUUCAGCGCCGAUUACACAAUAUCCUUCGUCUGAGAGUCGACUCCGGGAGCCCAAGCGUCUCCCCUUCAUUCUAGACCUCCAUCUACUGUCAGCAUCGACUUCGACGAGUGUCCGUCGAUGCUCCUUCCCUUUGUCAACGUCCAACUUUUCUGUGAAUGAGAAUUGGAUCUACUUUUCAAAGCCGCCCAGAACUAUCUCUCUUCAAUCCUCAGGCGCGCUGUUCUCCUUCAGCCUCUUCUUCUCUUGUGGUCUCCUGUCUCAGACAAGGAAGGGAUUGCGAUUCAAUGGUAGUUUCCCUAAGUUUACUAUGCUGCAAAAUAAGACUCUGCCUUCAGUCCCAGAAUUAAACGAACAAUAAUACAGACAUCAUGUCACAUCUGCAAGAGUUUUGAAGAUUCAAAUGUGAAUCGGGCUUGCAUUUAAUCAGUCAUUAUGGCUAAGGGUUGUGUAUUAAUACACCCAACAAAAGGCGAGUUACAGUUUGGACCUUCAAAGUACGAAGCUCAGCUCAAGAAGGAAAACUCAUGAUUUAAAGCCGUGUAACAAAGAAAUCAUAAACAAUGAACGGUGGCAACUUCAUAACUUGCAAUGAAUGUUGUAACAUACUGCAAUGGAAACUACCAAAAUAAAAAAUUUUUUUUAAAGCGAAAUGUAAAAUGCAUGUAUAAGCAU
Molecule: messenger RNA, 1541 nt
Organism: Macrobrachium nipponense
Lineage: Eukaryota; Metazoa; Arthropoda; Malacostraca; Decapoda; Palaemonidae
Product: immunoglobulin domain-containing protein oig-4-like
Exons: 4
Coding region: 417-902 (161 amino acids)
Biological process (GO): homophilic cell-cell adhesion; axon guidance; dendrite self-avoidance
Cellular component (GO): plasma membrane; axon
Molecular function (GO): cell-cell adhesion mediator activity
Source: RefSeq, a predicted model, not a curated record